AUGCAGAAUGACAUGGGCGAAUUCAUAGACCUGUAUGUGCUGUGGAAAUACACCACAAGCAACCUCAACAUUGGUCCCAAGGACUGUGCAUCCAUCCAAAUGAAUGUGGCUGAGGUUGACAGGGUCACAGGCCAGUUUAAUGACCAGUUUAAAACCUACACUAUCUGUGGGGCCAUUCUCAUGAUGGGCAAGUCAGAUGAUACUAUUCUCCAAUUGGCUAAAGCUAAUGGAAUUGUCUCAAAGAAUUUUUGAC
Arvicola amphibius (Eurasian water vole) is the source of this 253-nucleotide messenger RNA. Its product is annotated as 40S ribosomal protein S21-like. The record is from RefSeq and is a predicted model, not a curated record. Gene Ontology annotation, molecular function: structural constituent of ribosome. The transcript has a single exon. The coding region runs from base 1 to 252 and encodes 83 amino acids. Gene Ontology annotation, cellular component: ribosome; cytosolic small ribosomal subunit. Gene Ontology annotation, biological process: translation; endonucleolytic cleavage in ITS1 to separate SSU-rRNA from 5.8S rRNA and LSU-rRNA from tricistronic rRNA transcript (SSU-rRNA, 5.8S rRNA, LSU-rRNA); endonucleolytic cleavage to generate mature 3'-end of SSU-rRNA from (SSU-rRNA, 5.8S rRNA, LSU-rRNA). Lineage: Eukaryota; Metazoa; Chordata; Mammalia; Rodentia; Cricetidae.